Oryza brachyantha (malo sina) is the source of this 1606-nucleotide messenger RNA. RefSeq names its product U-box domain-containing protein 29-like. The transcript has a single exon. Gene Ontology annotation, molecular function: ubiquitin protein ligase activity. Gene Ontology annotation, biological process: protein ubiquitination. NCBI's taxonomy places the organism in Eukaryota, Viridiplantae, Streptophyta, Magnoliopsida, Poales, Poaceae. Bases 41 to 1399 code for a protein of 452 amino acids. The record is from RefSeq and is a predicted model, not a curated record.
CGACUCAUCACCAUCCCCCUCGGGCCUCGGGCAAUCGCCAAUGGACGCGGUGGUCGCCGGGCAGCAGGCGAGGCGGCGGAUCCGGCCGCCGGAACCGCUCGUGAUGGCCGGGUCACCGUCGACGCCCGCCGCCUUCCGGUGCCCGAUCUCGCUGGAGGUGAUGCGGUCGCCGGUGAGCCUGCCCACCGGCGCGACGUACGACCGGGCGUCCAUACAGCGGUGGCUCGACACCGGCCACCGCACGUGCCCGGCCACGCGGCUACCGCUGGCGUCCACCGAUCUGGUCCCCAACCUGCUCCUGCGACGGCUCAUACACCUGCACGCCGCCACGCUGCCUCCCUCGCCCUCUCCGGGGGAGGUGCUCUCUCAGCUCGCCGCGGCGGAUGGGGAGCCCGCCGCGGCGGAGAAGGCCGUGCGCUCGCUGGCAUCCAAGAUCGCGCCGGAGAAAGGGAAGCGGGCCUCCGUCGCCUCCGCGGUCGCCGCUGAUCUUGAUUCUGCCGUGCCGGCCCUCCUCUCCUUCGCCAAGGGAGGGGCAGGCGCCGACGCGCGCGUCGACGCAGUGAGGAUCCUGGCCACGGUGGCUCCGGAGCUUAUCCUUUACUUGACAGGAGAGGAGAGGGAGAAACGCGGAAAGGUCAGGAUGGCCGUGGAAGCCUUGGCCGCCGUCUUGUCCGCGGACGGGGUAUGCGAAGACACCAAGGAAGGCCUCAUCGCCGGUCUCGUAGCCGGCGAUCUGGGCCGCAUCGUGAGUACGCUCAUCUCAGAGGGGGCUAAUGGCGUCGUGGUUCUUGAGGCGAUCCUGACGUCGCCCGUGCCAGACGCCGACGCCAAGACCGCUAUCGCCGACAGGUCAGAGCUAUUCCCGGAUCUGGUACGGAUCCUCAAGGACGCCGCAUCGCCGGCGGCAAUCCGUUGCAUGGCCGCGGCUGUGCUGGUACGAGGGCGCCCCGCCCGGUCGUCGAUGGUCCGGGCAGGCGCCGUCCCCGCGCUCGCACUGGCCGUCGCGGCAGCGCCCACCGCUGUGGCAGAGUCCGCCCUGGGGCUACUAGUAGAGGCCGCCCGCUGCAGCGAUGGCAAAGCGGCCAUCGGCGCCGACGCGGCGGAGGUAGCGGCAGCCGUGAUGGGGCGGAUGAUACGGGUCGGGCCGGCGGGGCGCGAGGCCGCCGUGGCAGUACUGUGGCUGUCCUGCUGCGCGGGGGGCGGCGACCGGAGGAUGAGAGAGGCAGUGGCAUCCGCCCCGGAGGCCGUCGGGAAGCUGCUCGUGGUGAUGCAAGGGGACUGCUCUCCGUCGACGUCGCGGAUGGCCGGCGAGCUGCUCCGGGCGGUGAGGAUGGAGCAGGAGAGGAAGGGCCUCGCCGCCGCCUACGACAGCCGCACCAUCCAUGUCAUGCCUUACUGAAACCACCACACAUUGUACUCCACUUAGCGUGUAAUUUACCAAGCUAGUAAACCCUAGCGUUAAUGUCGUCAAGACAUCACCACUCGGGGCUGCUAAAAAUUUAGCAUGAUUUAGGGCAUCAUCUGCUUGCAAAAAUAUAUAUGCGGCUUCCAUUCGAGCAAAGCAAAAUCGCUGUAUGAGACUCGAAUAACAACAUUGUUCAUGGCA